AUGUCGUUCGUGACAGCUGCAAUGUUGUACUCGUCUCUCAAUGCGCGGCUGAGUGCGGGCAUCAGCGUCAUCUUACCAGACCCAACCGGCCUGCUGUUAGUUAGCUUGAUUCUUGCUAGCUCAAGGGGAUAUGAUUACCCUCCGAUGCCGACGGUGAGAGCCUGGGCCGUCGAGGAUCUCGUGCGAGUGACCGUGGCCAUUGUCGACGCCGUUGUGGCUGUGGUCGUGAGAGUCUGCAUAGGUAGGAUGCUCCAGCACGCCAUCCAGAUCAAUAUACAGUACAAGCAAUGGCUGCAGUGGGAUGGCAAGACAUUGAAGACGCUGGCUGGUGCGGUGUUGUGA
This is a messenger RNA of Aspergillus pseudoviridinutans, 342 nucleotides long. RefSeq lists its product as uncharacterized. NCBI's taxonomy places the organism in Eukaryota, Fungi, Ascomycota, Eurotiomycetes, Eurotiales, Aspergillaceae. The transcript has 3 exons. Bases 1 to 342 code for a protein of 113 amino acids. The record is from RefSeq and is a predicted model, not a curated record.